CCCCUUCUUCUCCGGGAGCAACCAUCUUUUUUUUUUUUUAAUUUAAAUUAUUAUUAUUAGUGAGAUGGAAGGAGGGGAGAUGUUAUUCCAUGUAAUUCAUAAGAUUCCAUCAGGGGAUACACCUUAUGUUAGAGCUAAGCAUCUUCAGUUGGUGGAAAAAGACCCAGAAGGAUCAAUAGUAUGGUUUUGGAAGGCAAUAAAUGCAGGAGAUAGAGUGGACAGUGCAUUGAAGGACAUGGCUGUAGUCAUGAAACAACAAGACAGAGCAGAGGAAGCUGUGGAGGCUAUCAAGUCCUUUCGCCAUCUUUGUUCUAAACAAGCUCAAGAACCCCUUGAUAACAUUCUCAUUGACCUCUACAAGAAAUGUGGAAAAAUACCGGAACAAAUAGAGUUGUUAAAGCGAAAGCUACGGAAGAUAUACCUGGGGGAGGCUUUCAAUGGAAAGACAACAAAGACGGCACGCUCACACGGAAAGAAAUUCCAAGUUACCAUCCAGCAAGAGAUAUCUCGCCUUCUGGGGAACCUUGGUUGGGCAUACAUGCAACAAACCAACUAUGGUGCAGCGGAGGCAGUGUACCGGAAAGCACAAAUGAUCGAUACCGAUGCUAACAAGGCUUGUAACCUUGCUCUCUGCCUCAUGAAGCAGGCCCGGUUUGAUGAAGCCCGGAGUUUGCUGCAGGACAUCCUCAAUGGGAGACUACCACAUUCGGAUGAUAGCAGGACCCUGAAAAGAACAGAGGAGUUGAUGGAUGAGAUAGAAUCACAAACUUUGUUCUCUAUAGUUAACAUGAUACCAAGCACGACGGACGACGAGAUCGCAAGAAUUGAGCACCUGUUGGGAGAAUGGUCUCCAUUUGAUUCCAUCAAAAGACUUCCUGUCUUUGAAGAGAUAUCUCCAUUCAGAGAUCAGAUAGCAUGCUGAGAUUAGGCAUUUAGGCUGUUUUGUGUGUAAAUGUGUAUCCGCAAAGCAUAUUUGUGUAGUUCUCUAAAUAAACAAUAAUCUGCUUUUUGAGUGCAACAUACUUGUCCCAAAUGUUAAACAUAAAAUGAGGCACUGCAAAAGUAGUAUUUUGAACAAGACAUUCAACGAGCAAUUGUCACAUUGGACAAGAGAAAAUUUCAUCAUCUAAUUGAGAAUAAGAUGCAAGGCAUCCAAGAAGUUUUUGCCUUUCAAAUGAAAAAGCAAGUUCCAGCCAUACAAACAGUAAUACAUAUAUAACCAAAUUAAACACUGGACUAAGGUUUUCGAGAAUGAAAAGCGUGAGAGAACCCUUGGAAUGAAAUCAAUGAAUCCAUAUUCACCGACAGUCUUCUAAUUUGUAUUGCAUGAAAGGCAUUGAAGGUAUGGACUAUACAACACAUCCAGUUCAUCAUACAAACUACUAAG
Messenger RNA from Dioscorea cayenensis subsp. rotundata (Guinea yam), 1387 nucleotides. Its product is annotated as protein SULFUR DEFICIENCY-INDUCED 1-like. The record is from RefSeq and is a predicted model, not a curated record. Gene Ontology annotation, molecular function: protein binding. NCBI's taxonomy places the organism in Eukaryota, Viridiplantae, Streptophyta, Magnoliopsida, Dioscoreales, Dioscoreaceae.